AUGGCGAACAGUCCUUUGGCGCAUCUGCGUCCCUCAUCUAUCGCCUCCUCGCCCUCGCCCUCGCCCUCGCCCUCGCCGUCGCCGUCACCCUCCCCGGCCGAUGCCGCGCCGCGCUGGUUCCGCAUCGAUUCCUCGCAACGCCUCUCCCGGGUCCACAACCGCCGCCGCGGCGGCAGUAGCAGCACCGGCUUGCCCUCGUCCUCGUCCUCGUCCUACCUCGCACAAGCCCAACUCCUCCUGCGACAGGCUCUCGACUGGGGUCUCGGCCUCCUCGCCUGGUACCUGCGGCUUCCCCUCCUCCCGCAGCUCCUCCUCGGCGCCGCGGGACUCGUGCUCGGCGUGCUCGCCCUGCUGGCGCUGCUCUACACGCACGCCUUCUUCGACUGGCUCGGCCCCGUCGCCGACAAGUGGCGGCGGCUGCCGGGCGGCUGGCUCAUCAACUUUGCCAUGGUCUUUGCCACCUCGUUCCCGCCCCUCAUCGGCUACGCGACCGCCACCACCGUCGCCGGCUUCGUCUGGGGCUUCCCCUGGGGCUGGCCCGUCGCCGCCGCCGCCUGCACCCUCGGCAGCCUCUGCGCCUUUGUCGCCAGCCGCACCGUGCUCGGCGGCUUCGUCGAGCGCGUCGUCGGCAGGGACCCGCGCUUCGUCGCCCUCGCGCAGGUCAUGCGCAAAGAGGGCCUCCUCUACCUCACCGCCAUCCGCUUCUGCCCGCUGCCCUUUAGCCUGAGCAACGGCUUCCUCGCCACCAUCCCCAGCAUCACACCGCUGGCAUUUACCGUUUCCACGGGCCUGUCAAGUGUCAAGCUCCUUGUCCACGUCUUCAUCGGCAGUCGCCUCGCCGUACUUUUUGAAAAGGGCGCCGAAAUGUCCACUCGCGACAAAAUCAUCAACUGGACCGCCAUGGGCCUCAGCGGCUUCGUCGGCCUCGCCGUCGGAUUCGUCAUCUACCGCCGCACCAUGGAGCGCGCUGCCGACAUUGCGCGCGAACAGGCCGCCGACGGCGACGAUGACGACGCUGAGCAGGGCCGUGCUGGCUAUGUUGACUCCGAGACCACCCUCCUCGAUCCCGAAGACGCCGCCGCCAUCAUGUCCGACGACGACCUGUCCAUGUGGGAGGCUCAGGGCGGCAACUACUCGGACGAGGAGAGCGGCAGCGGCAGCGACGGCAAUAGGUCCGCGACCAAGGGUCUCAAACUGCACUAG
Molecule: messenger RNA, 1203 nt
Organism: Beauveria bassiana ARSEF 2860
Lineage: Eukaryota; Fungi; Ascomycota; Sordariomycetes; Hypocreales; Cordycipitaceae
Product: Golgi apparatus membrane protein tvp38
Exons: 2
Coding region: 1-1203 (400 amino acids)
Biological process (GO): vesicle-mediated transport; mitotic spindle elongation
Cellular component (GO): Golgi membrane
Source: RefSeq, a predicted model, not a curated record